Funneliformis caledonium is the source of this 201-nucleotide messenger RNA. NCBI's taxonomy places the organism in Eukaryota, Fungi, Glomeromycota, Glomeromycetes, Glomerales, Glomeraceae. The record is from the annotation of a GenBank genome assembly.
GAAUUCUAUUAGCUAUGGGAUUAUUUAUUCCAUGGGGAUUUCAUUUACAUCCAAUGAUGGCUGGGGCUGCAAUAGCUUGUUCAAGUUGGAAAAAGUUGUUUGAUGAUGGAGGUUUAAUAAAUUAUUUAAUAAUCUUUAUGAAACAAGAUCCCGUUAGUAAUUAUGGUGGUAGCAGAUAUAGUAAAUUAGCCACUGAUGAUA